Haliotis rubra (blacklip abalone) is the source of this 1209-nucleotide messenger RNA. RefSeq lists its product as uncharacterized. The record is from RefSeq and is a predicted model, not a curated record. NCBI's taxonomy places the organism in Eukaryota, Metazoa, Mollusca, Gastropoda, Lepetellida, Haliotidae. The coding region runs from base 1 to 1209 and encodes 402 amino acids. The transcript has 11 exons.
AUGUUACGAAAAGCACGUAUUGUUUGUGCAGGUGCGUAUUACUGGGACGUUCCGGAGAAGGGGAAGAACUACCAGGAUACGAUACUGGACAUCAACAACUACAUUAAACAGCUCGGGGUACCCGUCAGGUACAUUCAGUACGACUGGUGGUGGUACUAUUACGACAACGACCACGGCAUCACGACAUGGGCAGCUAAACCAAACAUCUUUCCUGAUGGAUUGCAGUGGCUGUAUAACAAGACGGAGCUUCCUGUUCUUGCCCACAGCAUGUUCUGGUCCAGCAACACGACUUACGCAAAGGCUAAUGGAGGGAAGUACGACUUCCUGAUCGACGGUGGAAAAUCAUUGCCCUUGGAGGAGGAUUUUAUGAAUGUUCAAUUUGAAGAACUUCAUAAGGUGUGGAGCGACAUCGACCUGGGCCGACAAUGGCUGCUUCAGAUGGGCAAUGGCGCCGCCAAGAAUGGCCUGACUCUUCAGUACUGUAUGUCGUUGCCACGUCACAUGAUGCAGGCAUUGGAAAUACCCGUUGUUACACAGGCCCGUGCCAGUGGUGACUACAUCCCCGGCACCGCCAACUGGAAGGUGGGCGUUACGUCACUGUUUGCGUGGGCUCUCGGCGUUGCGCCAUUCAAGGACAACUUCUGGACAACCAGCGUUCAGCCUGGAAACCCAUACCAUGGUGCCACAGAACCGUUCACGACCUUGAACUCUGCAAUAGCAACCCUCAGUACAGGUCCAGUAGGGGUCAGCGACAUGGUGGGGUAUAUGAACAAGACACUCGUCAUGAAAUCUGUCAAUGCUGACGGCCUCAUCUUAAAGCCGUCACGACCAGCGACGGCAAUUGAUAACAUGCUACGAAAGCUGGCCUGGUCGGACUUUGAGGGUCCAGACGGGGAGGUGUGGUCCACGUAUUCAGAUUUUGGGGGUGAGAACAAGUACGGCAUCAUCCUGGCCGCUGAUCAAGUGGGAAGCUACACCAUGACGCCAUGCAUGGCGGGAUACCAAGGGUUUCCCAACUCGAUGGUGUUCCCUGCCAAUGAUCCUAACAAGAUCCAACCUCUGACGGAUCCCCAACCUCUGACUAUGAGUGGCUGCACCACUGUUGACUUCUGUCUCUUCUAUGUAUCGCCGGUACUCAAGGUCAAUGGACAGAUAUUCUGGGUCUUGGCUGGGGUGAUAUUCGAGACAGAUAUUCUGGGUCAUGGUUGA